Molecule: messenger RNA, 1026 nt
Organism: Numida meleagris (helmeted guineafowl)
Lineage: Eukaryota; Metazoa; Chordata; Aves; Galliformes; Numididae
Gene: C1QL2
Product: complement C1q like 2
Exons: 2
Molecular function (GO): protein binding
Source: RefSeq, a predicted model, not a curated record
GGCGGCGGCAGCGGCGGAGGGGCGGCUGCGGGCGGCGAGGCGGCGGGCGGGCUGAGCGCUGCCUUCGGGGGGCCGCGCAUCGCCUUCUACGUGGGGCUGAAGAGUCCCCACGAGGGCUACGAGGUGCUCAAGUUCGACGACGUGGUGACCAACCUGGGCAAUCACUACGAGCCGGCCAGCGGCAAGUUCACCUGUCAGGUGCGCGGCAUCUACUUCUUCACCUACCACAUCCUCAUGCGGGGCGGUGACGGCACCAGCAUGUGGGCCGACCUCUGCAAGAACGGGCAGGUGCGGGCCAGCGCCAUCGCGCAGGACGCCGACCAGAACUACGACUACGCCAGCAACAGCGUGGUGCUGCACCUGGACUCCGGCGACGAGGUGUACGUCAAGCUGGACGGAGGCAAGGCGCACGGGGGCAACAACAAUAAGUACAGCACUUUCUCUGGCUUUCUUUUAUACCCCGAUUAAAGCGCGGUGAGCGACGUGACCCAGCCGGCCCCGCGCGUCCCCUCUGGCCCCCGUUGUGCCGCGCACCCCUGCUGCUCUCCGCGGGUCACUUCAGCUUCGUUAUCGGUUUCUGUGUUUUUCUUUUUUCUUUUUCCCGUGGAAACGAAAUACACGUGAACAACGCGACCCCUCCCUGGCUGCCCCCUUCCCCUGCCCCCCCGUCCCCACGUCAGUGUUCUGUGUCACACCAGGAGCCCGCAGCCAGAAACCCAAGCGGUUCCUGCGCUGUAUCAGAGAUUCAGAGUUCAGCCUGUGCCAUACACAGCAUUUGAACUGCUCAAUUAUUAUUAUUUUUUUUGGUCAAUGAAUAUUAAUUACAAUGAAGAAUUUUCAGAUGGAUUAUUCACGAUGUGGCACUGGACCUUGUUUUUUCCUCUGCUGCUUCAUUUGUAUGGGGUCAGAUGUAAACUUUUCUGUGCAAUGCGAUGCUCGUGUGAAUGAUGAUGUCACUAACGUCAAACCUGUUCCUGUCUGCGAAAGAACUCAGUCGUUGACCACACUCACCAAAAUAUCACAUUA